AUGCGCGGGAAGAGGAAGCGCGCAUUACGAGCCGGCGACGAAAUACAUCUGCCGGAUAACGUGGUUCCUCCGCGAAAUAAUCGCGGGCUCUGUCGUCCCGUCUUGCCUGAUGUGGUCGCGAGGAUGUAUCGCGCCGCCGUGGUUGGCCCGUUGGGGGGGUGGGCUGGCUGCGUUAGGCGAUCUCGCUUUGUAUGCGGCGGGAGAUAUAUUGUGUUCAGUUUCGUCAUCAGAAAAUCGAGAUUCGAUCGGGUUUACGAUAAAAUCGAGGCACCGAAGUUUGUAUACUUCACUGUGCCCGAUCACUACAGGCCCAAUGAUCGUUAUUGGUUUUGCCUUCGCGUGGGAUGUGAUCAAAAGCAUGAGGAAGAAAUGGAUUCUGAAGCAAUCUACAACAAUUUUGUUCUUCGGGUGAUGGCAGCCAGGAGUACCAAUGUAAGGCUUCGGAAAGCACUUGAUAGAAAUGCUUCAAGUGUCGUUAUCUUGCUUCUUGAGAUGACUGCAAUAUCUUCAACUAUGUUUUCCGGAACACCUAUCAAAUGCCCACUUUCAGCUCUCCCUAAAUCUUCCAAGCCAAGACUGUCAAGGAUGGCUGUCAUUUCAUUGAUUUCUAAGAAGAUGGCCGAGGACAACAAAAAGGUCGUCCGGCCCCUUUCGAAGCCUUGUUCUACACCGCUGACAAAGACAAAACCAAUUGCUGCAAAGUAUCUUACGACUCCAAGGAACAAAAAGAGCACAUCGGAUCAAAGUUCAUUUCAAAGUGUUCAGUAUCCAAAGCCUAUCAAUGUCGAAGUGCCAAAGAGUCGAAUAGUGGCAAAGGCUUUGGUUUUUCGCUCUCCGAAGAAGGCCACUAAGGUAAAGACAUCUGUUGAGCUGCGUAUACCUGUUUCAAAAUCAUGCCAAGGGAUGAACAGGCUUGAGAUUUCGAGUCAGAGAAAGCGUGUCUUGGGCUAUUCUUGCAACUCAUCGAAGAAGUUGAGUAAUAGUUCUUUGAGGAGACAGGUGAGCAGUCAGAAGUUGCAGCCUAAGCCUGAAAAACCUCUUCAAACUUGCAAAGUUCAAGAUGCUAAAUCUGAAAGAUCGACUAGAACUAAGAUUAAAGGACAGCUAUCUCAGCAGAAGGAGACUAUGAAUUGCUGGGAAGCAAUGCGACACAUAGCAUAAAGAAGAAAGAAAAUUGUGACAUUCGAAAACAGUUAGCUACAAAAGUCAUUGAAGAGUCUGGACUUCGAGAAUCUAGUCAUGAAGACGCAUGUAUGCGUUCAGCAGUGCCACCAGUGGCACAAUGCACAAUGCUUGGAUUCAGUCUCACUUGAUUGGUUAAAAUUUGAAGUUAGCCUUCUAGUUAGAAGGAAGAGAUGAUUCACGAUCCGGAGCUACAAAAGCUCAGGACAGUAAUGGUAACAAUGGAAACAAUUCUUAUGAAGGGGAACGGAGUCGACUUGACUAUGAGGAUGGAGAUGAUAAAGAAAAUGCUGCAGCCUCUGAUGAUAACAGGAUACCAAACACCAUUCUGAAGGAAAAUGGAGGAAAAAUCUUCGGAGUGCACAAGAAAUGUGACAAUGUUAGAAAAAAGGGUGCUCAACCACAGGAUACUCUGAAAGAGGGUUUGUGUGGUCCAGUGACUAAGCUGAAGAAACCAAAGGCCACAAAUCCUAAGCCAUUUAGACUAAGAACUGAUGAGAGAGGAAUCCUCAAAGAAACCAUCUUGGAUAGAAGAGUCGUCCCAACCCCCAGCUAGCCAAUGUGAAAAUGCAAAUGUUAAGUACCCCAGGUGGGAAGUUGCAGCAGAAAAGUUUAAGUGAUAUUCAAGUAAGCAUUUUUGUUUCAGGGGAAGAAGCUAACAAUGUGUAAGCAUGGCAGUAGCUUUUAAGGCUCCAAAACGGCAGGAGAGGUCAAAGUCAGCAGCGUCGAUGAAACCACAAAGUAAUAAAUCUAAGAGCAUCCGCAGCGGGAUGCUCUUCCGGACGGCGGAGCCGUGACGUCGGCACGGCGCUGCUCGACGCCUAGAGCAACGGUGACACAUGGCAUUUUCUGGUUGGGCGGUGACUGACACCCAAUCGCGCCCCCCGUGACCUGGCGUCCCGCCUUGCCCUGUAAUUUUUUUUUAAAUUCAAAAAAUCUGAAAAAUCAUAUUUAAAUAAUAAAAAAAAAAAUUCUCACUUCCCAAUAAAAUAUAUCCAUUUUUUCAUACCCAAAAUUCACAUUUUCAUCUAUACACCCCUAUUUCACCCAAAAUAAAAAAAGUCUCACACCACACCCGAAAACUCUCUCAAAUUCUCUCUCUCUCUCUCUUGCAAACAUGUCCGGCGAAUACCCCUCCGGAUGGAACCAUGAUUGGUUCGGCGGGUUAUCAUCGGCCUCGCCGGAUAUGAAUUUCUCGCCCCCUCCUCCUACCUAAGACUCGGGUAUUCCGGGUGGCUACCGACUAGACCUGCCCAAGGUUUACCAAACCGGCGGUUAACCGCGAAACCGGAACCGCGAGAAAUAUCCCGAAACAAAAUCGUGAAUUUUAGAACCGUGGUUCAAUUCAGGUUUCAAAAUUUUAGAACCGAAACCGCGACCGAACUGUCGGUUCCGAACCGCCGGUUAACCAGCAGAUUCAUAGUUCCGACACGAGACUCGAGGAAUCGCUACACCAAGUGACGUUUUAGCUUUUUGCAGACGGUUUGUUGACCAAAAUCGGCGGUUUAAUGAUAAAACCGACGGUUCCACGGUUUUGCACAAAACACCAUGCCCAAGCCCUUUUCAAUAAAAUUGUGGAUACAGUUUGUCGGCACAGCAGAUCAACUAGGCUCUACUUCUGGUCAUUUUUACUUCUUUCCUGAGUUGAUCCAGUCAUUCAUGCACUUACCGUUUUCUUCGUUUUAUAGCUUCUGCACACUCAAAUUCACCAUUCUUUUUGCACAUUAUUAGCCAUGUUAGUGCAAUAAACCCUGCAAAACCAUGCUUGUAACGAGCCCUAUCACACAUCCUUGGGGGCCAUCUUAAAAAAUUGUGUAGUAGUGACCAUGGUAGAGAGGAUACACAAGAUGACCUACAACCUCAACCCGGAGCUAUUUGGUGUUCAGUUCCUCUCGAAUGUAGGUGUCGUGGAACAAAAAGGUGGUGUACUUCAAUUCUAUGAAGUGACGAGGCCAGGGUCACAGCCGGCGGGGGCUAACAAGAAGAAAAGCAAGUAGAAGCAGGUGGAGGUGGUGGCAACUGAGACGGACGGAGAGAGAGAGAGAGACACGAGCAAGGAUUUAAGUAGCCCCAUCCAUUCUGCACACGCAAGAUGAAGCUGCCGUGCCUUCAACUUCCGCUGCAUCUGAAGCGUCCCCUGGACAUGCCUUGUGGAGCUGGUGGGACACCACGAUGACUGGAGGCCAAAAUGGAGGGGCUGGUUGAAAGGAUAGCCCUAAGUACUGAAAGAAUAGCCCUGCAAUCCGAGGCCCAGACGCAGUUGAUAACAUCCCAAACGGAGAUACAGAGGACAUAUGAUGUGGAUGUUAGGACAUUAGUCUUCUCAGUGCGAGAGAUGGUGUCUCUGAUGGCAAGCGAGUUAAUUCCGCAGGGCCAGAGGGCUGCCUAGUCUUUUCCAAGUAUGUUGGGUUCACUGGAGUUCGUCUUGGUUGGAUAGCAAUUCCGAAAGAGCUCCAUUAUUCUGAUGGUUUUCCAGUGGCCAAGGACUUCAACCGCAUAGUGUGUACUUGUUUCAAUGGUACAUCUAAUAUUGCUCAAGCUGGUGGUCUGGCAUGUGUUUCACCUGAAGACAUUAAGGUAAUUCCUUUUCGGUUUGCCUAUUUCAAAGUUAAAAUAACGUAAGCUAACAUCAAAAUUCAAAAAGCUUAAAGAUGAGUGAAAAAGGCAACAAACGGUAAAGCUAAAAUGAUGCUUGGAGCAAUGAGCAUUAGUCUGUCAUGUGCAGGCAAUGCAUGAGGUUGUUGGUUUCUACAAGUAAAACACAGCUAUCAUCGCCGACACAUUCAAUUUCCUCAGGUUUAAGGUUUAUGGGGGCAAAAAUGCACCAUAUGUUUGGGUCCACUUUCCUAGCCGUAGCUCAUGGGAUGUGUUCAGUGAGAACCUGGAGAAGACUAAUGUCGUCACCACUCUUGGAAGUGGUUUCGGACCUGGGGGUGAAGGGUUCGUCCGGGUCAGUGCUUUCGGGCACAAGGAGAAUGUUAUCGAAGCCUAUAGAAGAUUCAAGGAGCUGUACAAGUAAAGCUGAGGCCCCUCGGAUGAGUUCUUCUAGGAUCAAUCGGACAAUGCUUGAUCAAUCGGGUUAGUUUGUAAUGCUUGAUUUGCACUUAAUGACUAUUGUUUGGCGGGAUUCUACCUUGAAAAAGUAGUUUAAUUUUUUUUUUC
Molecule: messenger RNA, 4344 nt
Organism: Salvia hispanica
Lineage: Eukaryota; Viridiplantae; Streptophyta; Magnoliopsida; Lamiales; Lamiaceae
Source: RefSeq, a predicted model, not a curated record